Pomacea canaliculata is the source of this 2125-nucleotide messenger RNA. Its product is annotated as deoxynucleoside triphosphate triphosphohydrolase SAMHD1-like. Gene Ontology annotation, cellular component: nucleus. The coding region runs from base 132 to 1724 and encodes 530 amino acids. Gene Ontology annotation, biological process: dGTP catabolic process. The record is from RefSeq and is a predicted model, not a curated record. NCBI's taxonomy places the organism in Eukaryota, Metazoa, Mollusca, Gastropoda, Architaenioglossa, Ampullariidae. Gene Ontology annotation, molecular function: dGTPase activity. The transcript is spliced from 15 exons.
GUCACAUGCCAACUACGCUGCAAAAUCUGUACUCCACCAGUAUAUUAGAACAGAUUGUGGAGCUGAGGUGUUAUUGAAUUGCUCCUGUCCUGCUAAUUACAGGGAGACAAAGAGAUAGAGAAGUAGAUAAGAUGGACGCUGCAGAGACUGUUUUGGCGGAGGUGGAAAAAACCGAAUUUUCUUGGAAGGUGUUCAGCGACCCGGUACACGGUGACAUCACUCUCCACCCGUUAUGCCAGGUCAUCGUCGACACACCCCAGUUUCAGCGACUGCGUCACAUCAAGCAGCUCGGGGGAGGCUACUUCGUCUACCCUGGCGCCGCACACAACCGCUUUGAGCAUUCCAUUGGAGUCUACCACCUGGCUAGAAAACUGGUCAAGAAACUUCAAGAGAGGCAUCCCGAAAAUAUCGACAACAAAGAUGUACUUUGUGUAGAAAUUGCUGCCCUCUGUCAUGACUUGGGACAAGGACCGUUUUCUCACGUGUUUGACACCAUGGUCAUCAAUCGUAUGAAGAAAGAGAAUAAACCAAAGGGCAAAAAAGCGAAGGAAAGUGAAAUAAAGGAGAAAAGGUGGAAGCACGAAGAUGGCUCAUGGGACAUGCUUGAUCACAUGAUCGAGCAGAACAGUCAUCUGAAAGAAGAGAUGAUUAAAUACGGGAUUCUGGGCAAAGAAAACGCUGGACCAAACGGGAAUCUGAAUCUGAAUUUCAUAAAGAAUCUGAUCAACCCUCCGUUUGGUGUAGACAAAAAAGAUCAAGACAGUGGUCAGGGACUGGAGAAAAAAUUUCAGUUUAAGAAAAAGCUAGAUGAUGGUCGAGGACCUGAGAAAAACUUCCUGUAUGAGAUCGUGGCCAACAAGAGGAGUGAGGUGGACGUGGACAAAAUGGACUACAUCGCCAGGGACUGUCUUCUCCUUGGCAUGCGCAGUAGCUUUGACCACGAUCGCUUCAUUAACUUUGCCCGCGUGGUCCAAGACGCUGAUGGGGAAAUGCGACUAUGUCCCCGAGAUAAAGAAGCUGUUAAUAUCUACCAGCUGUUUCAAACUCGCCACUCCCUGCACAAGAAGGCUUACCAGCACAAAGUGAAGUGCGGUGUGGAAUAUACGAUUGCGGAGAUUCUAUUUAAAGCUAAAGACGUGAAGUUCAUUCCUGGCAAGGACGGACAGGACAAGACAAUAGAAGAAUGCAUCGACGACAUGCACGCCUACACAAACCUCACCGACGAUGUUCUGCAGGUGAUCCGAGUCAGUAAAGACCCACAACUUGCAGAGUCGAGAGAACUACUCAAGGCCUUUGACUCGCGAGAUCUCUUCAGAUGUGUGGCAGAAAGCAAGCCUUCAAAAGAUUUUACCAAAGAUGAUCGACAGAAGAUCAAAAAAGAACUUGCCGAAAAGUCAAAAAUUAGCAAAGAUCAGAUCCGAGUAAAGCUAGUGAGCCUCGACUUUGGCAACAAAGGCGAGAAUCCUCUAGAACAACAGCUUUUCUACAGAAAGAAAGACCACGGGACGGCAAUACCAAUCCAUCAGACUGAGGUGAAACUUUUUCUCCCGGAAAAAAACUAUCAAGAACAUCUUUUCCGAGUCUAUCUCAAGCCUGUCCCAAGUGAGACAAAGGAAAUCCGUAAAAGAAAGGAGGAUCUUCUCAACAGUCUUUUCCCAGACAUUAUCAAGGAAGUGGAAGAGGAGAAACGCUCUCAGCAGGCUGCAGGUACAUCAGCACCGUAGUCUGACCAAGAAACCAGAUGAUGGUCUUCAACUCUUGUUCAACAGCAUCAAAGAAUUGUUCAUGAGUUUGGGUCUGUGUGUAUACGAGGGAGAUUUUAGUACCACGAUAUAUAAUCACAGUUAAACUUUAUAUAUAUAUAUAUUUGAAUUAACUUUAAAUCGUUUUACUUUUUUGCAAGCUUUUUAGGCUGAAAUAUAGAGUCGAGCCUUGUAGAGUUCUGCACGUGUGACUUUUGAACUAAAGACUAACUCUCGUUACCAGCUUGCAUUCAUUUGAAAUAUUUGCUGUUUUCAUAAGCUAGAAAUAAUACAAAAGGAAUCCAGUGGACAGUAAAAAACAUUUAUUGGUUCUUGUGUUAUGUCUUAUUUUAUGCAAUUGAAUAAAAUGCAAUUUACCAAAA